Closterium sp. NIES-65 is the source of this 837-nucleotide messenger RNA. Lineage: Eukaryota; Viridiplantae; Streptophyta; Zygnematophyceae; Desmidiales; Closteriaceae. The record is from the annotation of a GenBank genome assembly.
AUGGCCUCGUCCGUCGCCCUUCGUCAGGCGCUGACCCCCUCUUCCUUCCUCACAGGAGCUCCCACCAUCAGACUCUCACCCACCAGAGCGUCAGUGAGCAAUGGCGUCUCGCUGUGCUCGUUCCAGGCAACCUCCGCGCAAUCUCAGUUUAGGUCGGUCGUGUGUGCUGCCGCCGGCACGGAAGUCACAGCUGCAGCAGCGUCCACUGAUAACUGGGUGCCGGUAAUUCCUAUGGAGGCUCUUCCCAAGGGAGAGAGGCGACUGAUCAGGCAGGACGGCCAGGAGAUUCUUCUGUUCUGGUACCGGAACGAGAUUUACGCCGUGGAGAACAUUUCGCCUGCAGAGGGAGCGUACUCGGAGGGAUUUCUCAACGCCAGGUUCACCCAGGACGGCUGCAUCGUGUGUCCGUCCACUGACACCACAUUCGAUCUUAAAACCGGCGAGAUCAAGGAGUGGUACCCCAAGAACCCUAUGCUGCGCGCGCUGACCAAGCCGCUCCGCCAGCUGGAGGUGUUCCCCGUGAAGCUUGAGGACUACCAGGUCUGCAUCAACAUGGGCCGCGGCUCCGCCGGCGCUGCUGAGGUGGUGGUGGGUGAGGCUUCCAAGGUCGGCCAAACGGUUUCUGACGUCAAUGUGAACGAGACCAAGAUGGUGGUGGAUGAAUCAGCAGGCGGAUUCGGGUUCUCACCACAAAACGAGUUGCUCAACGGCCGAGCAGCAAUGGCAGGUUUUGUGGGUCUACUGGUGAUCGAGCUUGUUACUGGCAAGGGCCUGCUGUCCGCUACUGGGUUCCUUGACUUUCUAUACCGCGUUGGGGGCAGUGGACCGGCUUUGUAG